AGGAACCCAUGGGAAAAGCAUGUAUGCACAAUGCACAUGGGUAUGCAUGUGAUGCAUGUAUACCGAAUAAUGUUUAUAUUGUAUAAUGUUUACAUUUAGUUUAAAAUUAAAAUUACCAAAAUGUAGGGGUAUAAUGACAAGACUAAAUGUUCAUACACAAAAGAAAGAAAAAUAUAAUUAUUUUACAUCAGAAAAUGUUAUGGAUUACCGUACUUUUAUUGAAGAAUUUCGAACAAAUAGUUUUUCAUUUGAAACUGUAUUGAAGUACAGAAUAGUUUUGAAAACUCCUAUAAAUGUUUUACAAGAAAAUUAUGCUUUAUGCAAGGAAAAUAAGAUAACAUUCAUGUCGCCAUUAAAUACUGCCACGUUAUUAUCCUUGCCGACACCAAGAAUGCGCCAUAAUAUUGGCAUUCUCAAAGAAUGUGGAUCUAUUAGGCUCACUGAUUACAAUGUAGCAAGAUUACCAAGGCUGAUGAAGUUGCAACUCGAUACAUUUAAAAAUGUUGCACAUAUUCCGCAAAAAGUGAAUGUUGCAGGAGAAAUUCACAAAAACGUAUUCUUGAAAUCUUACAACUCCACAGUUUUUGAAAAUCUUAAUGAAGAUAUGACAUUUUUUGAAUUACGUUUUUUAUUAAUACCACACUAUGUAUAUUGGAAGUUCAACAUUUCUAUAAGCAACCAAAUCAAAAGAUCAACAAUGAGGAAUAUAUUUUUAUUUAAAAGCUGGCAUUUGGUUAACGAAAACGUUGACUUCUUAAAAAACAAUAUUGGAUUCAAGUAUAAUACUAAAUCCAACAAUAUGUAUGCUGUAAAAUGUGAUUUAAACAAUGUUAGAAGAAUAUGCGAGGAGAUAAAGAAUAUUGAUAAAAUGACUAUGAAAGAGGUUAUUAAUAAGUGUCCGCAAAUAUUACUUCAGUCGGCGGAUAGUAUUAAAGAAUUUUUAACUUGGUAUCGACGGAAUCGAUUAAAGGAGUAUUUGAUAUUGAACAAUUUAAAAGUUCUUUCAUUAAACUCUGAUGAAGCUAUAAAGAAUUUGGAAAAGAUAUUAAGGAACCCAGCUCUUGCGAACUUUCAAAAUCAUCCAAGAUUUUUAAAUUUACUAUUUGUGAAUCAUGAUUUAACAAAAAGAAUAGCAUAUUUGGAAUCAAAUAAUAUGACAAAAAGUUGGAAGAAUAUUACGAUAUCAUUCAGCGAAAUGAACAAGACUAAUAAAAAAACUUUUAAAAUGAAACUGAUUAAUUGCAAGGAAUUUUUAAAUAUUGAAUUUCCAAAACAAGGACCAGCUUUAUUUGUGGAGCUUAGAAAGAAUCCAAAUUGGCAUCGCAUUGAUUUAUUUCAAAUGUUUGAAUCUAUUCAGUAUUUAAAGGAACAUUUUUCCCUUGACGCUAUUUCCAGUAAUAUUCACAUAAUUUUGUAUGAAAGGAUCAGGAUAGACAAGAUUUUAAAUUUCGUUCGCCAUCGGUAUAAGAAUUACAGGGAUCAUGAGUUGUCACCAUCGCAACAUCUUGCAUUAUGUGUAUACCAUUUGGAAGUAGAAUAUCACUUUUCUGGUGAUAGUAUUUUGCACACAACAGACAAGCGAGUGGAGAACAAGAGUUAAUUGUUAAAUGGAAUCUACCGCAAUAUUUACAUGCAAGAAAGAGAACUGAAAUCUAUUUUGAUAAUGUUUUAUUUAUAAAAAGUGUAUGAAAGCUAAAAUGUAAGUGUUCAUCUAGACCUAUAAUAAAAUAAUAUACUUUGUUUUAAA
Messenger RNA from Leptopilina heterotoma, 1747 nucleotides. RefSeq lists its product as uncharacterized. NCBI's taxonomy places the organism in Eukaryota, Metazoa, Arthropoda, Insecta, Hymenoptera, Figitidae. Bases 86 to 1600 code for a protein of 504 amino acids. The transcript has 6 exons. The record is from RefSeq and is a predicted model, not a curated record.